Messenger RNA from Zea mays, 1556 nucleotides. Its product is annotated as putative nuclease HARBI1. NCBI's taxonomy places the organism in Eukaryota, Viridiplantae, Streptophyta, Magnoliopsida, Poales, Poaceae. Bases 248 to 1441 code for a protein of 397 amino acids. The transcript is spliced from 4 exons. The record is from RefSeq and is a predicted model, not a curated record.
GGUCGCUGCGGGGUGGGAAAUAUCCCGGACACACGCAGGCAAUAGGCCGUUCAUGGAUUAGGGCAACAGCCACGAAGGGCACGCCGCAUGCGCACGGCAACUGUGGCACGGAGACCGGAUUCCUCACGCCUGCUGGCGUCGAUCUCCUCCGGAGGCUGCUUCUCACCGCUUAUCCCUGCACCAGUUUGAGUUGGAGAAGACGAACUUCCACCGUCUUGGGACCCUAUAUCCUCUCCUUUAGUUAGCAAUGGAUGUGGCACUAAGAGAUCACCUUAGACAGAGGAGAGAUGAUGAUGAUGAUGACAUGAUGUUGUUUUUUCUCCCUAUGCUACAUAUAUUGGGUUCUAGUUCAAACAUAGUAAGGGAAAAGAAGCGAAGACAUACAUCAAAGUUAAGUGGCGAAGAACAUGUUCAGGAGUUGCUUCAAGGUCAUUUGAAGAACUGCCGAGUAGCGUUCAGGAUGGAGCCUGAAAUUUUCAAAUCCUUGGCAAGUUAUCUUAGAAGGGAGGGGUUGGUCCGUGAUACAAGGAUUAAGGUCGAGGAAAAGUUAGCAUUCUUCUUAUACAUGCUCAGCCAUAAUGCCUCAUUUGAAGACCUAAUAGGAGAAUUUGGGCAUAGUGGUGAUACAUAUCAUCGUCACAUCAAGCAUUUCUUUGACCUAGUUGUUCCUACACUCUCCAAGCAAUUCCUGAAGCCACCAAAUCCUAAUCAUGUCCAUCAAAAAAUCGAAAGGAAUCCUAGGUUUUAUCCCUACUUCAAGAAUUGCAUUGGUGCAAUCGAUGGCACUCAUGUGCCUAUAUCGAUAUCACCUGACAAAGCCGCUCCAUUUAGGAAUAGGAAGGGCACUCUUACUCAAAAUGUAAUGGUAGCGUGUGAUUUUGAUCUCAAUGUAACUUUCAUAUCCACUGGGUGGGAGGGGUCCGCGACGGAUGCUAGAGUUCUUAGGGCUGCAAUGAACAAUGGCUUUCAAGUACCUCUGGGGAAAUUUUAUUUAGUAGAUGGCGGUUAUGCCAACACACCAUCUUUCCUUGCCCCAUAUCGCGGAGUUAGGUAUCAUUUGAAGGAAUAUGGGGCAGGUCGCCGAAGACCACAAAACUACAAGGAGAUCUUUAAUCAUCGCCAUGCAGUGUUGAGGAAUCAUAUUGAAAGGGCCUUGGGAGUUAUAAAGAAACGCUUCCCCAUCCUUAAGGUUGCCACGUUUCACAAAAUAGAAAACCAAGUGAAGAUACCGGUAGCAGUUGCCGUGUUGCACAACAUUAUUCGGUCUCUCAAAGGAGAUGAACAAUGGUUAGAAGAUCAGGCAGAAAAUGUUCAAGGCAAUGUUGUUGAUAUUCCAGAUGGGGAUCAAAGCAAUGAUCAAGGCAGUGAACAAGGCAACAAUCUCAGAGACACAAUUGCACAACAAAUGUGGAUUGAUUAUCAACAACAUAGAAGCAAUUAGUGAUGCAUUAGAAUAUGUUUUAUUGUUAUUGGGAUUGCAAUAAGUUCUUAGGAAAUGUAGUUUGUACUAGUUAUGAUGCUUUAAUGUUAUUCGAAUAUGCUUUCAGUUAUGCUUU